This is a messenger RNA of Drosophila erecta, 1737 nucleotides long. RefSeq lists its product as uncharacterized. NCBI's taxonomy places the organism in Eukaryota, Metazoa, Arthropoda, Insecta, Diptera, Drosophilidae. The transcript has 3 exons. The record is from RefSeq and is a predicted model, not a curated record. Bases 187 to 1725 code for a protein of 512 amino acids.
GCAGUUCGAACCCCACCGUCUCCCCGUCUGGACAUCCAUUCAAAAUCGGAAUCUAAAUUCAAAUUUACUUACAAAAUUUUUGGAAGCGCGUGUGGUCGGGUUUAAAAAUUUGUAGUUUCGCUAAAACGAAAAACUAGCCAAAAUUAUUUUCGGAAUCAGUGCCUAAGUUAGUUUAUUCCCUCGAAAAUGGACAAGUCUGAUAAAACUGAGAAGUCCGAAAAGGCAGAGAAACCAGAGAAACCUCCCAAGAUUGCCGGAAACUUCCUGUACAUGUUCGAGUUCGUGGUGGACGACCUGCUGAUCACCCGCCAGAAUCUCUGCGCUCCGGAGGAGUAUCCCACCUGCACGGAGAUCACGUUCCGCUCGUCGGUUUACGUGAAUAUCUGCGAUCGGGAGGUGGGCACCUGUGUUAACCCAUGCUCGCCCAAGUGCGGCAAGUGCGCCCUGUUCACGCUGGACUCUCCCAUCACGGACAAGGAUGUGCUGCAGGUUCAUGUCUAUAAGAAGCGCACGGAGAGCUGCAAGUUCUUGAUAGGACUAUCGGAGCUAAAGGUGAAGCCCAUCUUCGACCGCGUGAAGGAGUCCUUUGAUGCCGAGAAUCCCGACUGGGAAGGCGCCAUGCUGGGGCACAUCGCCCAGCUGCCCAAGAUGAAGGGUCCCACCAGCAAGGGCCUCCUGGACAAUUGUGCAUGCUACGAGAAGCUGAACGAACGCCACGAGCAGUGGUGUCCCACCUCGGAGUUGUCCAAGCGAUUGCUGCCCCUUUUCAACCUCUGCAAGAUGCAGACUGGCAACAUAGUGCUGAUCCUUCGAUUGGUGUGCAAUGGUCCGACCAUAGUGUCCACGUUCCCCUUCAGCAAGGUCUGCUCCCGGAACCCCAAGUGCCCCGAACCCUGCUGCGGUCCUUGUGGCCCCUGUGGUCCAUGUCCUCCACCUCCCAGCUGCGGCUCUUGCCCACCUCCUCCCUGCUGUGGUCCGCCAUGUCCGCCGCCCUGUGACCCCUGCGAUCCGUGCGAUCCCUGCAGUCCCUGCUGUGGUGGCGGAACUGCCACCGGGGGACCCAUGGACAAGAAGGGCUGCAAGGGCUCAUGUGCCCAGCCUCCUUGUCGUCGCUGCACAAUGGUGGAUCCUUGUGCCAAGCGAGUCGAACCUCCGGCCAAGUGCCUCAGGUACUACUCCUGCAAUCUGGACAAACUCUGUCCCUGUGAUUACUGCGAGGACGAGUUCGACAGGGAAUGUCCCACUGUUCCCACAAAGCGCUGCAAUCUCUCGCCCAUCGAACAAAAGCUGCAGAAAUGCGGUCCCUGCGGCGGAAUUCCACCGUACCCGCGGUUCAUCCAGGAGAAGAUGCAGGCCGCGCUGCUGAACAAACCGGAAACGGAUCCCAAGAAGGACAAGGAUGGUAAGGACAAGGGCGGCAAGGAUGGAAAGGAUGGCAAGGAUGGAAAGGAUGGCAAAGAUGGCAAGGGCAAGAAGAAGCGUCAGGCUGGAGGAGCUGUGUGCCGCGUAGGAGACGAGAAUGUUCCGUCCGCCGUCUACGAGGUUUGCGAUCCGGUCUGCGAAGGAGUCCUCCAGGCGACCAGGAAAAUGCGGUACAAGGAGCCCAGUGGCAGGUGCGACCGGCGGGAGGAGGAGUACGAAAUGGCCUGUGAUGAAGCGCGAAAACGGGCUGUGCGGAAAUUGCGCCACUUACUGGUGAAGUACAAUAUCCAAAUUGAGAAUUGAAGGCUUUCGGAA